UCUCCCACCAACACAGCUACACAAUCUUCAGCUUAGUCCUUCCACUACUACUAGCCAAUCAUCUACAGGCUACAGCGAUCAGAGUUCACAGGUCAGUCUCCACACCAACGCAGCAAGAAAAUGGCAGGUGCAGCGAAGGCGUCGUCGACGGUGGCGAUGAGCGUGGGCGCGGUGGAGGCGCUCAAGGAUCAGGCCGGCCUCUGCCGCUGGAACUACGCGCUCAGGUCCAUCCACCGGGCCGCCAAGGCCAACGUCCGCGCCGGCGUCUCCCAGGGCAAGAAGCAGCUUCAUGCCUCCGCGGCGGCGGCCGAGAAGCGGCGAGCGGAGAAGGCCGAGGAGGGGCUCAGGACCGUCAUGUACCUCAGCUGCUGGGGUCUGUACUAGUUAGUAGCUUUGGCGUGUUGUCUGCAAUAUGCAAUAACCAUAGCAUGCUGCUUGUCUAGCUACUUGGGUGGCUAGGCGCCUCCUGAUUGUAAAUAUGUGUUGCAACGUUGAUGAAAACGUUUGCUAAUAGAGUACACAUUUCAAAAAGGAAAAUGUUCAAAUUAGUCCA
Messenger RNA from Lolium perenne, 553 nucleotides. RefSeq lists its product as uncharacterized. NCBI's taxonomy places the organism in Eukaryota, Viridiplantae, Streptophyta, Magnoliopsida, Poales, Poaceae. The record is from RefSeq and is a predicted model, not a curated record.